CCCAAAUCGCAGAUUUCUCGCCUCGAAGACUGGCAUUCUUGUCUGCGGUCGCAUCCACUACCUCUCGUUGCUUCCUUGAACAUAGCACAUAGCUCACCGCAGAAACGUAGGAGAUGGCCACGGAGAUAUCGGGCCUAUGGUCCACCCACAGACGGCCGAAAAUCAACCUGAACUCUGCGUCGACACCCCCAGUCGCUGUCGCUGAAGAGCCGACUCUGACACCCACCGCUGAUGCCCCGAAUGCGGAAGCAUCGACCUCGACGGCGGCGCCGCCCCCAGAAGGAGAAACAUCCUCUACUUCAGAUGUUCGUCCUCCCGCAUCAAACGGCAAGAGGCGGUCAAGAGUUGGGCGAGGUGGUGAGGAAAGCAACAAGAGGAUCAAGCUUACGUCGCAGGCCGGAGGUAGCGUAGCGAAGGACCACUCUCCGCCCGCGACACGGUUGUCGGACCUCGGCGGAGUGGACGCAUGCAUCGAGAAGAUGCUUGAGCUCGUCGCGAUGCCUCUAUGUCACCCUGAGAUUUACCUUCACACCGGAGUACAGCCUCCGAGGGGUGUGCUCCUGCAUGGUCCACCAGGGUGCGGCAAGACACUGUUAGCACAUGCCAUCGCUGGGGAACUCGGCGUUCCCUUCAUCAGCGUUUCCGCCCCCUCAGUCGUCUCUGGGAUGUCCGGCGAGUCUGAAAAGACACUGCGAGACACAUUCGAAGAGGCGAAGCGAGUAGCACCAUGCCUUCUCUUCAUUGACGAGAUCGACGCUAUCACUCCGAAACGCGAGAGCGCGCAGCGGGAGAUGGAGAGACGAAUAGUCGCCCAGUUCCUGACGUGCAUGGAUGAUAUGUCUUGGGACAAGACGGACGGCAAGCCCGUAAUUGUCAUCGGCGCGACCAACCGGCCAGACUCGCUGGAUGCUGCCCUGCGCAGAGCGGGUCGCUUCGACCACGAAAUCAGCAUGGGUGUGCCAGACGACGAAGCGCGAGCACAAAUCCUACGUGUCCUAUGCUCCAAGUUAAGACUCGAAGGUGACUUCGACUACCUGGCACUCGCAAAAGUAACCCCGGGCUAUGUCGGCGCGGACCUCACCGCGCUCACAGGCGCGGCCGGCAUCAUUGCUGUGAAGCGCAUCUUCCAGCAGAUAUCCGACGGCACGCUAGUGCUUUCGGAGGAUGUACAACAGCAGCUUGCGUCCGCAGACGGCGAUGUCUCGAUGCAGGUGGACACGCCAGCCAUCGAGGUCGAGACACAGGCUCCCACAGUCUCAGACAAGCCUGUGCCCUUCGCGAACAUCGACCUCGCGACACCCACCGCCUCGUCCAUCCUGCACUUCCUCCGCGCGCACCCGUCUCCGCUCACGCCCGCCGAGCUGUCUCCACUCUACAUCACUUCCGCGGACUUCCACGCCGCGUUGAAGCAGGUGCAGCCCUCCGCGAAGCGCGAGGGCUUUACUACUGUGCCCGACGUGACUUGGGCGGACGUUGGUGCGCUGCAUGCGACGCGCGAGGAGCUGCACAUGGCGAUUGUGCAGCCGAUCAGGAGGCCGGAGCUGUUCAAGAGCGUCGGCGUGGAGCGGGCGUGCGGCGUGCUGAUGUGGGGCCCGCCGGGUUGCGGCAAGACGCUCCUGGCGAAGGCGGUCGCAAACGAGAGCAGGGCGAACUUCAUCAGCGUGAAGGGGCCGGAGCUGUUGAACAAGUCUUCGCACAAUUUGACCAAUACGCCGCGACAGUACGUCGGCGAGAGCGAGCGCGCCGUACGCCAGGUCUUCUCGCGCGCACGCGCCUCUGCGCCAUGCGUGAUCUUCUUCGACGAGCUCGACGCGCUGGUGCCGCGGCGGGACGAGGCGCUGUCCGAGUCGUCCGCGCGCGUCGUGAACACGCUCCUCACCGAGCUCGACGGGCUCGACGCGCGCCGCGCGGUGUACGUCAUCGCCGCGACGAACCGCCCCGACAUGAUCGACCCCGCGAUGUGCCGCCCCGGCCGCCUCGACAAGCUCCUGUACGUCGACCUGCCGAGCGCAGAGGAGCGCACGGAGAUCGUGCGCACGCUCAUGAGGGCGGUCCCGCUUGGUGGGGAGUCGGAGAGGGCGGAGGUGGAGAGGAUGGUGAAGGAGAGGGGAGAGGGGUAUAGCGGGGCGGACCUUGCGGCCGUCGUGCGGGAGGCGGGGGUCGCUGCGCUGCGAAGGACGUUGGGCGCGCUAGAUCAGAUGGAGGCGGAUGGGUCGGCGACUGCUGGCGAGGAGCCGAAGAUCGUCGUUGGCGUCCCAGACUUUGAGAGAGCGCUGGAGAAGGUGCAGCCUAGCGUGAGCACGGCACAGCGGCGGAAGUAUGCGAGCUUGCGGGUGAAGCUGAGCGGGAGCGGGCUGCCUGUCGGUGUCAAGACUGACGAAGGGAAAGAAGGCAAGGGCGGAGGCAUGCAGGAGAGCUAG
Molecule: messenger RNA, 2420 nt
Organism: Rhodofomes roseus
Lineage: Eukaryota; Fungi; Basidiomycota; Agaricomycetes; Polyporales; Fomitopsidaceae
Product: ribosome biogenesis ATPase RIX7
Exons: 6
Coding region: 114-2420 (768 amino acids)
Biological process (GO): ribosome biogenesis
Cellular component (GO): nucleus
Molecular function (GO): ATP hydrolysis activity; preribosome binding; ATP binding
Source: RefSeq, a predicted model, not a curated record